AUGGGUAAGAAGAAUACUAAGGGUGGUAAAAAAGGUAGAAGAGGUAAGAAUGACACUGAUGGACCAAAACGUGAAUUGAUCUACAAAGAUGAAGGUCAAGAGUAUGCUCAAAUUUCCAAAAUGUUGGGUAAUGGUCGUGUGGAAGCUACUUGCUUUGAUGGUAUAAAGAGAAUGGCUCAUAUCAGAGGGAAAUUAAGAAAAAGAGUUUGGAUGUCUCAGGGUGACAUUAUUUUAGUUUCGUUAAGAGAUUUCCAGGAUGACCAAUGUGAUGUGGUCCAUAAAUACAAUCUGGACGAGGCUAGAACGCUAAAGACGCAAGGUGAACUACCUGAAAAUGCCAGAAUCAAUGAGACUGAUAACUUUGGGUUCGAUUCUGAUGAGGAUGUCAACUUCGAAUUUGGUCACGCUGACGAAGACGAAGAUGAUGAAAGCGAGAACGGAGAUGAAUUCGAUAUUGAUGACAUCUAA
Molecule: messenger RNA, 468 nt
Organism: Eremothecium cymbalariae DBVPG#7215
Lineage: Eukaryota; Fungi; Ascomycota; Saccharomycetes; Saccharomycetales; Saccharomycetaceae
Gene: TIF11
Product: translation initiation complex factor eIF1A
Exons: 1
Coding region: 1-468 (155 amino acids)
Biological process (GO): translational initiation
Cellular component (GO): cytoplasm
Molecular function (GO): translation initiation factor activity; RNA binding
Source: RefSeq, a predicted model, not a curated record